AUUAAAAGUAUAAUUGUGUUUAAGGUUUAUUUUAAAUUGUAAUGGCUACUGAUAAAGUAACUUUGGGUGAUGCUUUAUCCAAUGUUGAUGUACUUGAUGAAUUUACAUUACCUGAUGAACAACCUUGUAUUGAAGCACAACCAUGUUCUGUAGUAUAUCAAGCCAAUUUUGAUACUAAUUUUGAAGAUAGAAAUGGUUUUGUUACUGGAAUUGCUAAAUAUAUUGAAGAAGCUACUGUUCAUGCAAGUCUGAAUGAAUUAUUAGAAGAAGGUUUGAAGCAUGCUGUAAUGCUAUAUACAUGGAGAUGUUGUUCGCGUGCAAUACCUCAACCAAAAUCUAAUGAGCAACCUAACAGAGUAGAAAUUUAUGAGAAGACAGUAGAAGUAUUAGCUCCAGAAGUAAAUAAAUUAUUAAACUUUAUGUAUUUUCAAAGAAAAGCUAUUGAAAGAUUUUCUGGAGAAGUAAAACGUUUGUGUCAUCAUGAAAAAAGAAAAGACUUUGUAUCUGAAGCAUAUUUACUUACUUUAGGAAAAUUUAUUAACAUGUUUGCAGUUUUGGAUGAACUUAAAAAUAUGAAAUCUAGUGUAAAAAAUGAUUAUUCUACAUAUAGAAGAGCCGCUCAAUUUCUUAAAGUGAUGUCUGAUUCUCAAACAUUACAAGAAUCUCAAAAUUUAUCAAUGUUUUUAGCUACACAAAAUAAAAUUCGUGAUACAGUAAAAGAAAAUUUAGAAAAAAUUGCAGGAUACGAAGAAUUACUUGCAGAUGUUGUUAACAUAUGUGUUCAUAUGUUUGAGACUAAAAUGUAUUUGACCCCAAAUGAAAAACAUAUGUUAGUAAAAGUAAUGGGAUUUGGUUUAUUUUUAAUGGAUAGUGAGCUUUGCAAUAUCAAUAAAUUAGAUCAGAAAAAAAAAUUGAAAUUAGAUAGAAUUGAUAGAAUCUUUAAAAAUUUAGAAGUAGUACCAUUAUUUGGUGACAUGCAAAUUGCACCUUUUAAUUACAUUAAACGUUCUAAACACUUUGAUGCAUCUAAAUGGCCAUUAUCUUCUUCAUCAAACAGUAUAAGUCCACAAGCAGAUCUUAUGGUACAUUUGCCACAAAUUAGAGAAGAUCAUGUUAAGUAUAUUAGUGAAUUAGCAAGAUACAGUAAUGAAGUAACUACAACAUAUAAGGAAUGUGGUAGUGAUACAGAAAAUCGAGAAACUGCAGAAUUAGCAUUACGUGGAUUACAAUUACUUUCCCAAUGGACGAGUGUUGUAACAGAACUUUAUAGUUGGAAACUUUUACAUCCUACUGAUCAUCACAUGAAUAAAGAAUGUCCUCAAGAAGCUGAAGAAUAUGAAAGAGCUACACGUUAUAAUUAUACAGAUGAAGAGAAAUUUGCUUUAAUAGAAGUUAUUGCAAUGAUCAAAGGAUUACAAGUAUUAAUGGCACGCAUGGAAACAGUUUUUAUAGAUGCAAUACGUAGAAAUAUAUAUGCAGAAUUACAAGAUUUUGUGCAACUUACAUUACGAGAACCAUUACGUAAAGCAAUUAAAAAUAAAAAGGAUCUUAUUAGGAGUAUAAUCGUAUCUGUGAGAGAAACUUGUGCAGAUUGGCAUUUUGGAGUUGAACCAUUAGGAGAUCCUGCAUUAAAAGGAAAGAAGGAUCCUGAUAAUGGAUUUGGUAUUAAAGUACCUCGACGAAAUGUUGGACCUUCUUCAACACAACUUUAUAUGGUUCGUACAAUGUUGGAAUCAUUAAUUGCAGAUAAAAGUGGUGGAAAACGUACUUUGAGAAAAGAUAUUGAUGGUCAGUAUCUUGUACAAAUUGAUCAAUUUCAUAAAACUAGUUUCUACUGGAGUUAUCUCUUAAAUUUUAGUGAAUCAUUACAAGAUUGUUGUGAUUUAUCUCAAUUAUGGUAUAGAGAAUUUUAUUUAGAAAUGACUAUGGGUCGAAAAAUACAGAAAUGCCAAGUUCGUCACCAGCAUAAUGAAGAAUGCAGCGACUUGAUCACCAUGGAGAAGCGUAUUCAGUUUCCUAUUGAGAUGUCAAUGCCAUGGAUCUUAACUGAUCAUAUAUUACGAAGCAAGGAACCAUCUAUGAUGGAAUAUGUUUUAUAUCCACUUGAUUUAUAUAAUGAUAGUGCAUUAUAUGCUUUAACAAUAUUUCGUAAACAAUUUCUUUAUGAUGAAGUAGAAGCUGAAGUAAAUUUAUGUUUUGAUCAAUUUGUUUAUAAACUUAGUGAACAAAUUUUUGCUCAUUAUAAACAAUUGGCUGCAAGUAUAUUAUUAGAUAAGAGAUUUCGAGUAGAAUGUGUUGCAUUAGGAGCAUAUUUACUUCCGUAUCCUCGCGCUAACAGAUAUGAAACUUUAUUAAAACAAAGACAUGUUCAGUUACUUGGAAGAAGUAUUGAUUUGAACAAAUUAAUUACACAACGCAUUAAUGCAGAUAUGCAAAAAUCAUUAGAUUUAGCAAUUAGUAAAUUUGAAUCUGGCGAUAUCACAGGAGUUGUUGAGUUGGAAGGACUUCUACAAGUGAAUCGUCUUACCCAUAAACUUUUAAGUAAAUGGCUUGCGUUAGAUGAAUAUGAUGCCAUGUUUCGUGAAGCGAAUCAUAAUGUUUUAGCUCCAUAUGGAAGAAUAACUCUUCAUGUAUUUUGGGAAUUGAAUUAUGAUUUUUUACCAAAUUAUUGCUAUAAUGCAGCAACAAAUAGAUUUGUAAAAUGUCGUGGACUUCAAUUUGUACAAGCAGUACAUAGAGAUAAACCUCCACAAAUGUCUCAUCAUUAUCUUUGGGGAAGUAAACAAUUAAAUUUAGCAUAUAGUACACAAUAUGGACAAUAUUCGGGAUUUGUUGGACCACAACAUUUCCGUACAAUGUGUAAACUUCUUGGAUAUCAAGGUAUUGCAGUAGUAAUGGAAGAGCUUCUAAAAAUUGUAAAAUCUCUAAUUCAAGGAAGUUUACAUCAAUUUACUAAAACAUUAAUGGAAGCUAUGCCAAAAGUCUGUAAACUUCCAAGAUAUGAUUAUGGAUCACCAGGAGUUUUAGGAUAUUAUCAUGCUCAAUUAAAUGAUAUUGUGCAAUAUCCAGAUGCUAAAACUGAGCUUUUUCAUAAUUUUCGCGAAUUUGGUAAUACUAUUUUAUUUUGUCUUUUAAUGGAACAAGCUUUAUCACAAGAAGAAGUUUGUGAUUUGUUACAUGCAGCACCUUUUCAAAAUAUAUUACCUAGACCAUAUUGUAAAGAGGGUGAAAAACCGGAGACUAAACAAAAACGACUUGAAGCUAAAUAUGCAGCUUUACAAAUUGUUCCCAAUGUAGAUAAUUUAGGUACUGCUAAACAAGCAAUGAUUGCCAGAGAAGGAGAUUUAUUAACACGAGAACGACUUUGUUGUGGUUUAUCAAUAUUUGAAGUAGUACUCAGUAGAUUACGUAGUUUUUUAGAUGAUCCUAUUUGGGUUGGCCCUCCUCCUGUAAAUGGAGUAAUGAAUGUCGAUGAAUGCACAGAAUUUCAUAGAUUAUGGAGUGCAUUACAAUUUGUAUAUUGUAUUCCGGUUGGAGAAACAGAAUUUACUGUUGAAGAAUUAUUUGGUGAAGGUUUACAUUGGGCAGGAUGUGCUAUGAUUGUAUUACUCGGUCAACAAAGAAGAUUUGAAGCACUUGAUUUCUGUUAUCACAUUUUAAGAGUACAACGUGUUGAUGGCAAAGAUGAAAAUGUUAAAGGAAUUCAUUUAAAGAGAAUGGUAGAUAGAAUUAGAAGAUUCCAAGUAUUAAAUUCACAAAUUUUCGCUGUAUUAAAUAAAUAUUUGAAGAGUGGAGAUAGCGAUGCAACAAGUGUUGAACAUGUUCGAUGUUUUCCACCUCCAAUUCAUCCUUCACUUGCUCAUGCACAACAACAACAUUAUCAUACACCAGAAUAUUUACGCCAAAUGAAUCAUCAGUAAAGUAGUAAGAAUAAUUAUAUAAGUAAUUAUUUAUAAGAUUAGAAGAUUAAAUUUUAUUUUUUAAAUAAUUUAUAAUAAGAUUUUGAAACAUUUAAAUUUUUUUUUUAAUAUG
Apis laboriosa (Himalayan honeybee) is the source of this 4032-nucleotide messenger RNA. It is a transcript of the gene Sra-1, whose product is annotated as cytoplasmic FMR1-interacting protein. Gene Ontology annotation, cellular component: synapse; neuron projection; SCAR complex. The record is from RefSeq and is a predicted model, not a curated record. The coding region runs from base 42 to 3920 and encodes 1292 amino acids. Gene Ontology annotation, molecular function: small GTPase binding; RNA 7-methylguanosine cap binding. Lineage: Eukaryota; Metazoa; Arthropoda; Insecta; Hymenoptera; Apidae. Gene Ontology annotation, biological process: cell morphogenesis; axon guidance; cell projection assembly. The transcript has 19 exons.